Molecule: messenger RNA, 1626 nt
Organism: Thamnophis elegans (Western terrestrial garter snake)
Lineage: Eukaryota; Metazoa; Chordata; Lepidosauria; Squamata; Natricidae
Gene: DMRT2
Product: doublesex and mab-3 related transcription factor 2
Biological process (GO): sex differentiation; regulation of transcription by RNA polymerase II
Cellular component (GO): nucleus
Molecular function (GO): DNA-binding transcription factor activity, RNA polymerase II-specific; RNA polymerase II cis-regulatory region sequence-specific DNA binding
Source: RefSeq, a predicted model, not a curated record
AUGGCUGAGGGGCAGCAGGUGGGACCCGCCGCCGACGCCUGGGAAAUCGACGUGGAGAGCCUGGAAGAGCCCGAGCAGCCGCCGCGUGCGCCUUCCUUACAGGCCGCCGGAGACGACGACGAGGAAGACGACAACCAGGGUGACGACGACGAUGACGGCGAAGAAGACGAAGAGGAAGCCGGGGCAGCAGGCGGUUGCCUUCUCCGGUUGCCUGGGCUGCCUCAGCCGCAGCUUGUCUCGCCGUCGCCGUCGGCGGAGGAAGGAGGCGUAGGCGGCGGGGAGCAGCCGGUCCGCAAGCUUAGCCGCACACCCAAGUGCGCGCGCUGCCGCAACCACGGCGUGGUUUCCUGCCUGAAAGGCCACAAGCGCUUCUGCCGCUGGCGGGACUGCCAGUGUGCCAACUGCCUGCUGGUGGUGGAGCGGCAGCGCGUGAUGGCCGCCCAGGUGGCGCUUCGCAGGCAGCAGGCCACCGAGGAUAAGAAGGGACAUACAGGGAAACAGGCUAAUUUUGAGCGCAGAACAGUGUACCAGAGACAUGUUCGGACGCCUAGUUUGUUGGCUAAAAGCAUUUUAGAAGGUUAUCGCCCCAUUCCAGCAGAACCUUACCUUGGAGGGAAUUCAUCCUUGCCACCUCCUGUUAGCGACAGAAUGAGAAAAAGACGGGCUUUUGCUGACAAAGAACUUGAGAACAUAAUGCUUGAACGGGAAUAUAAGGAACGAGAAAUGAUGGAAGCCACCCAGGCUGCCGCUUUCUUCCUGCCAAACCGGAUGGUACAUGGGCCCGAGUACAAUUCUUAUAAAAGUUUUAACCCUCAUCAACUUGAAGCUUCCAGUAAGGAGUUUUGUGGUUUUCUGCCUACCUGCUUAGAUCUGACUAUGCAGUAUUCAGGCUCAGGAAACAUGGAACUGAUCUCAUCAAAUUUGAGUGUGGCCACUACCUACAGGCAAUAUCCUUUACCCUCCAGAUUCUUGGUGUGGCCAAAAUGUGGCCCUCUCAAUGAUGCCCUUCUCUAUCAGCAAUGCCUUCUAAACGCUACUACAGUCCAGUCUCUUAAACCUGGAGUAGCUUGGGACAAUAAAGCUUCCCAUGGCCAGGAUUUUCCCACCUCUGAACAUGACAUCACAUUGUCAAAUGAGAACACAUUGCACCAUCCUCAUGUUCGGGAACUUGAGACACCGCAAAACGAACUCCAAAACAUCUCUCGGGAGGCUCAUGAGAGGUCAGCAUUUUCAUCUCCUAAGAGGACCUUUUCACAGAUUUCUGGCAAAGAUCCUACAGUUCAUCAGGACCCGCCUCUCAACAAGAUCAACAAAGAAAGCAACAAGCAGCAUCUGCUACUGCCACCCUCAUCCAAAUAUAGCCCAUUCCAUUCAUUAUUCCAGCAGACGCUUCAUAGCAAAUCAGGAUCAGAGUUAAAAACCAGUUUUGAUGAGGCAUCCAAGAAAUAUAGAGAGUGUACCUUCAGAGAAAACCAAAAGUACAAAUUCAGCAUUGACAGAUAUGCAAAAGACUUUCUGGACACUAAACAAGUUGUAACAAAAUUAUCAACAAAUGAACCAUUACCAUUUUCUGUUGAAUCAAUUCUUAAGCGACCCUCUUCAAUGGUCACCAAUGUUUCUCAGUAG